AUGGCUCAGAGUGAUUUCCUCUACCCAGAUAACCCAAGGAGGCGGCAAGAAGUAAACCGUCUGCACCAGCAGCUCCUUGACUGCUUAUCUGACAGCUUCCAUGCCACCAACAAGCUGACUGGGGUUUUAAACACACACUUGGCGUGCAGCCUGGCCGCCAUUGAGAUGAAAAGAGAUGGGACCAUCAAAGAAAACUGCGAUAUCAUCAUUCAAGCCAUGAUGAAAAUCCAAAAGGAACUGCAAAAGGUUGAUGAAGCACUAAAAGAUAAACUAGAGCCAACUCUCUACAGAAAACUUCAGGAUAUUAAGGAAAGGGAAACAGAGAAAAUUGCAAUAGUACAAAAGGUUAUUUCAGUCAUCCUGGGAGAAGCGACUUCUGCAGCCAGUGCAGUGGCUGUCAAACUUGUGGGCUCAAAUGUCACAACUGGCAUAAUUAACAAGUUGGUCACGGUAUUAGCUCAAAUUGGUGCUUCUCUCCUUGGCAGUAUAGGAGUUGCUGUUCUUGGCCUUGGCAUAGACAUGAUCAUCCGUGCCAUCCUGGGAGCAGUGGAGAAAACGCAGCUUCAAGCGGCCAUCAAAAGUUAUGAGAAGCAUCUGGUGGAAUUCAAGUCAGCCUCAGAAAGAUAUCAUCAAGCCAUUACUGAGGUCACCAACACAGUGAAACAUCAAAUGAAAUAA
Diceros bicornis minor is the source of this 678-nucleotide messenger RNA. It is a transcript of the gene SMCO3, whose product is annotated as single-pass membrane protein with coiled-coil domains 3. The record is from RefSeq and is a predicted model, not a curated record. NCBI's taxonomy places the organism in Eukaryota, Metazoa, Chordata, Mammalia, Perissodactyla, Rhinocerotidae. The transcript has a single exon. Bases 1 to 678 code for a protein of 225 amino acids.